Schistosoma margrebowiei is the source of this 1101-nucleotide messenger RNA. The record is from the annotation of a GenBank genome assembly. NCBI's taxonomy places the organism in Eukaryota, Metazoa, Platyhelminthes, Trematoda, Strigeidida, Schistosomatidae.
AUGUCGUUCCGGUCAAUUGUGCCUCCGCCCGACUUUUUAUCAAAAGCCGAGUUCAACAGACCUUGUGGUCGGUCACCAAAUAAAAUAUCUACUCUGCUAACUAAUGUGCAGCGAAGAAAUGUUCAAACACUUGCUCCAACGGAAUCUAAAGACCUAACAUUUUUUCAAAUGGCUGCUCAGGGUGAGCUGUUGUUGCUUCAAAGGGAAAUAGAAAAUCGAAACUUCAAUAUAGAUGUCUCAGAUAACCAGGGAUUUACUCCGCUGUUAUGGGCUUGUGCUAAUGGACAGAAAGCUGCAGUGGAGUUACUCGUUUUCUAUGGUGCAAAUAUCAUUCUAUCUGGAGAUAACGGAGAAACAGGACUGCUCCUAGCUGCUAGCCGCGGUCACUUUGAUGUGGUUCUUUACUUGCUCAAAGCUGGAUGCCCAGUAGACCUGUCUGACGAACUGUGCAAUACUGCGUUAAUGUUCGCAGCCUAUAACAAUAACGCCGCAAUCGUGUCUCUGUUACUCGAUUGGGGUGCUGAUAUUACUUCUAUAAAUGCAGAUGGGUGGACAGCACUGGAUUUUGCUAUACGACGAGGCUCACGUGCUAGCCAACGUAUAAUUGAGAAGCAUAUUUUAUCUCUGUUGCAAACUCAUUAGUUUUUCGAACCAAAGCGAUCGAAAAGUUUUUUCCAUGUUGGGAUGUACUUAUGUGGUCUCGUAUUUGUCAUCAUUUAAGCUCGAUAAGUUCCGGACAUUUUCACAUGCAUUGUAAAAUUGUCUGAACAUGUAUGUAUAAAUAAACGUAAAUUAAUCUUUUUUUAACCCACGUAGUACCGACUUAUUUGAUUUUUUCUUAACUGUGCGGUGAACAUGUCAGAUUACUGAAAUGUUUCGUACCGCGUAAUCAUCUGACAGAAAACGUCAUCUACGAGCGCGUGUUGAAUAUGUUAUCACUUGACUUACUCUCAUCUUUAAACUAGUCCAUCUAUUCGAACAACUGUGACAGAUUUUGAAGGCCAACAAAUGAUCGUUCAUGAGACCGAUGAGUGGGAACCAUAUUCGUUUGAUGCAGUAGGUAUGACUGGAUAUUCAGCAAACCAAAUAAUCCAAAAGUAC